Lutzomyia longipalpis is the source of this 720-nucleotide messenger RNA. It is a transcript of the gene eca, whose product is annotated as transmembrane emp24 domain-containing protein eca. Lineage: Eukaryota; Metazoa; Arthropoda; Insecta; Diptera; Psychodidae. The transcript is spliced from 3 exons. The record is from RefSeq and is a predicted model, not a curated record. Gene Ontology annotation, biological process: endoplasmic reticulum to Golgi vesicle-mediated transport; intracellular protein transport; Golgi organization. Gene Ontology annotation, cellular component: endoplasmic reticulum; Golgi apparatus; endoplasmic reticulum-Golgi intermediate compartment. Bases 10 to 651 code for a protein of 213 amino acids.
CAUAAAAAGAUGUGGAAGUGGAUUGUAGUCCUGGUUGUUAGUCUCCAUUGCAGCAAUGCGCUGUACUUUCACAUUGGCGAAACGGAGAGGAAGUGCUUCAUUGAGGAAAUUCCCGAUGAAACUACCGUCAUAGUUAAUUACAAGGUGGAAUUGUAUGAUCCACGUUCGGGGGGUUUUAUGCCAUCAUCUCCGGGAAUUGGGAUGCAUGUGGAGGUACGGGAUCCGGAUGAUAAGACAAUCCUUUCGCGGGUGUACAGUUCAGAUGGGAGAAUCUCCUUUACAUCCCACACCCCGGGUGAGCAUGUGAUUUGCAUGUACUCCAACAGUAGUGCCUGGUUCAGUGGAUCCCAGCUACGUGUGCACCUGGACAUCCAGGUGGGAGAGCACGCCAUUGAUUAUGCCAAUGUGGCACAGAAAGAGAAGCUAACAGAGCUGCAGCUGCGUAUGCGACAGCUUCUGGAUCAGGUGGAUCAGAUUACGAAGGAACAAAACUAUCAAAGGUACCGUGAAGAGAGAUUCCGGCAGACGAGUGAGAGUACAAACUCCCGUGUUCUGUGGUGGUCCCUCAUUCAGACAGUUGUCCUCCUGGCAAUGGGCUUCUGGCAGAUGCGCCAUCUCAAGAGUUUCUUCGAGGCAAAGAAGCUCGUCUAGAGAACACAAUUUUCGCUAAUUUAUAUUAAAACAAAAGAUUUUCACAUGAAAAUUAUUUAAUGAGAAUGA